Drosophila takahashii is the source of this 1851-nucleotide messenger RNA. The record is from RefSeq and is a predicted model, not a curated record. NCBI's taxonomy places the organism in Eukaryota, Metazoa, Arthropoda, Insecta, Diptera, Drosophilidae.
UCCAUCGAUGUUUCUUCACCUCUACAAGCCAGGCGAAAAAACGGAAGAAAAGUGAGGAAAUAAUUAGCGUGCCAUCGAUUAUAUAGUUGGUACUUACUCGAAGUACCCGCGACCUAAUCUUGCCAAGCGGAUGGCUGCCUAAGACGAGGAACUUUAGGAAAAGGUAACACACACAGAAAAGAAAAGACCCCAAAAUGACCCAAUAUCUGCCGCCGAAUCUGCUGGCGCUGUUCGCGGCCCGGGAUCCCAUACCGUUCAUGCCGCCGGUGGACAAGCUGCCGCACGAGAAGAAGUCGCGCGGCUACCUGGGAGUGGCCAAGUUCAUGGCCGAUUUCGAGGACCCCAAGGACACGCCGCUGCCGAAAACGGUGGAGACGCGCCAGGAGCGGUUGGAGCGGCGGCGGCGCGAGAAGGCCGAGCAGGUGGCCUACAAGCUGGAGCGCGAGAUAGCCCUGUGGGAUCCGACCGAGAUCAAGAACGCCACCGAGGAUCCCUUCCGCACGCUCUUCAUUGCCCGCAUCAACUACGACACCUCCGAGUCGAAGCUGCGCCGCGAGUUCGAGUUCUACGGGCCCAUCAAGAAGAUCGUCCUGAUCCACGACCAGGAGUCAGGUAAACCCAAGGGCUACGCCUUCAUCGAGUACGAGCACGAGCGGGACAUGCAUGCCGCCUACAAGCACGCCGACGGUAAGAAGAUCGACAGCAAGCGCGUCCUGGUGGACGUGGAGCGGGCCCGCACCGUCAAGGGCUGGCUGCCGCGUCGCCUGGGCGGCGGUCUGGGCGGCACGCGUCGCGGCGGCAACGAUGUGAACAUCAAGCACUCCGGCCGCGAGGACAACGAGCGGGAGCGCGAGCGCUACCGUCUGGAGCGGGAGCGCGAGGAUCGCGAGGGGCCAGCACGAGGUGGAGGUGGUGGCUCCAAUGGCCUGGAUGCCCGGUCUGGACGCGGUGGUUUCGGCGCGGAGCGGCGACGCUCACGCUCCAGGGAACGACGCGACCGGGAGAGAGAUCGCGGACGUGGCGCCGCUCUGGCCAGCAGCGGUCGCUCGCGCAGCCGUUCCCGCGAGCGGCGAAAACGACGAGCGGGCAGCCGGGAGCGGUACGACGAGUUCGACCGCCGCGAUCGGCGCGACAGGGAGCGCGAACGGGAUCGCGAUCGGGAGCGCGAGAAGAAGAAGAAGCGCUCCAAGUCGCGCGAACGCGAAUCCUCCAGGGAGCGGCGCGAACGGAAGCGCGAGCGAAGGGAUCGCGAACGCGGCGGCACCGGAUCAUCCGCCGGCGGCGGUGGCGAAAUCAAGGAGCGCAAGCCCGACUUCCGCGACAUGGACGUCAUCAAGAUCAAGGAGGAGCCCAUCGACGAUGGCUACCCGACAUUCGACUACCAGAAUGCGACCAUCAAGCGGGAGGUGGAGGACGAGAACGAGGAGAAGUAUCGGCCGCCGCCAGCGCAUCACAAUAUGUUUAGUGUGCCGCCGCCGCCCAUUUUGGGUCGCAGCUCGGGCAAUGCGAAUCCCAAUCCCGACAACGGACAGCAGAGCUCCGGCGACCAGAGCUGGUGGCGUCAGUAGAAACGAGAGGAGGAAGCUUUCAAGGUUAAUAGUGGUAGAAUUCAGCCGUCUGUCUCGGUCGCAACUAUUUAUUCAUUCGACUCGAGGCACUGCAAUCGUGGAGUUAUCCAUUUUACACAGAAAAACUUUUAAGGUACCGCUUGGAGGAGAAGAUUAUAUACAAACCCAGACCGCUAAACGCAGAUGCCACUAAUUUGUGCGUAGCUUAAAUCAUUUAAAUUUAUAAGUAACUCUUAACAAAUGAAUAUGAAAGAAAAGUAAGUAAAAUAAAGCUAGCCCUACA